CUGAACUGCCAUGCUCAGCGCGUGCAGUUCAGCAACUCGGCAACUUCGCUCCAGUUCGUCUCAAGAGUAAGUUAGUAAGUUAGUGCGGACGCCUCUUGAUUGAGAAUCAUGGCGGAAAUUUUUGUGAAUGGCGGAAAAGCUACGUUUGACAAACCCAAGAUUGAACUGCAUGUGCAUCUUGAUGGCGCCAUCCGGAUCGAGACCAUACUUGAUGUGGCCAAGCGGCGAGGAAUUGCCCUUCCUGCAACCACGGUGUCCGAAAUGACCAGCCUGUGCACGGUGGAUAAGCCGGGCUCACUCACUGAAUUCUUGGACAAGUUUAAUCAGUACAUGCAUGUUAUUGCUGGGGACAGAGAGGCUAUUAAGAGAAUCGCCUAUGAGUUUGUGGAGACCAAAGCUAAAGAAGGAGUGAUUUACGUGGAGGUGAGGUACAGCCCGCACCUGAUGGCCAACUGUGACGUGGAACCGAUACAAUGGAACCAGGAAAAAGGUGACGUGACACCAGACGAGGUGGUGCAUCUUGUGAAUGAAGGCCUGAAGGAGGGAGAGAAGGCCUUCAAGAUCAAAGCUAGGUCCAUUUUGUGCUGCAUGCGGCACAUGCCAAGCUGGUCCAUGGAAGUGUUUGAGUUAUGUAAGAAGUAUCAAAACGAUGGCGUAGUGGCCAUAGAUUUAGCUGGAAAUGAAUCCAUAAACUGUGAAGCCUCUCUCCACUCCAAAGCCUACGAGGAAGCAGAGAAAAGUGGCAUCCACAGAACCGUGCAUGCGGGAGAGGUCGGCCUUCCAUCUGUCGUGAGAGAGGCGGUGGAGUUAUUGAAAGCAGAGCGUAUUGGACACGGUUAUCACACAAUCCUAGACGAGGUUCUGUACAAGCAGCUGCUUGAACAGAAUAUGCAUUUUGAGACUUGUCCAGUCUCUAGCAAACUGACAGGAGCUUGUGAGCCAGACUUCACUAAGCAUCCAAUCAUCAGGUUUAAAGAAGACAAGGCAAACUACUCUCUGAACACGGACGACCCUAUGAUUUUCAACACCACCCUGGAGUCCGACUACCAGACUGUGAAGCAGUACAUGGGCUUUACUGAGGAAGAAUUUAUGCGGCUGAACAUAAAUGCAGCCAAGUCAUCCUUCUUACCUGAAAAGGAAAAGAAAGACUUACUGAAUCAGCUCUACGAGGCCUAUGGCAUGAUCAAUGACACCAACUUCUAGGCACAGAUCAGCUGACCCAAAGCAGACCGAGUAUUUCCGAUACACUCCCACAGGAAUCUCUUGACUAAGCCCUUACUCCAAUAGCUGGGAGCGCUCUCUCAUUCUGUGUUUACUAUGUAUACCAUACAGUUGUUUUAUUUCUAUAUAAUGGUUUGUGAAAGAGACGCAUCGAUUCAUGGACAUAAGACAUAAAUAUUGGCAUCAAUAUUAAAUCUAUUUAAUAACAAAUGUAAAUCCUUCUGCCUCUGUGGCUGCAGUGCAGACACCAUUACAGCUCUGAGGACUUACGAACAAGAUUAUUAAAACCAUUAUAUGUGGUAAAAAUCAAUAUAAAGCUGUGUAUUAGGGUAUGUAUAAUGUAUUUCUUUGAUGUAAAGUUCAGAAUUAUUGGCACCCUUCAUAAAGAGUCUGACGUGAUGCGUUCAGACAAGAGCGAAAAAUAAACUCCUGCACCCCAUCAGAAAAAAGAUGGAGAUUGUAUACACAUCUGAUAUGCACAGUAAAAUAUGAAGAUCGUUGUAGCAGGAUAUUUUUUGCCCACAACCUUGUUGCCUCUGCCGGGAAGUUCAGACUUGCCCAAAGAUAAAACUUUCAGCAAAACGAUGAGUAAAAAUUUCCUGAAAAUGACCUGUUUUAGAAAUUACAGGCCCAGUGUUGGCAGGCAUCACAAAAUAUGUAUUGCAAGGAUACUGGUAAUCUAGAAUAACUAGAAAGAAAAUUACUUUAUUUAAUAAAAAAAUAAAAAUACACACUGAAGGGUGCCAAUAUUUCUGCAGUGCCGUUUCAUCAUUUUCUCAUGUGUCUAAUAGAGGUUGGAGGUGUUGAUUGAGGUUUUCAAUUGUUUUUACUCCAGAUGAUUACUUCAGGUGAUUUUGUGUAAUUUUAUAUUUGUAUGCCUUUUUAAUAUUCUUAAUGUAUGUAAAUCUGUUUUUUAAACAUCAUGCACACAUUGCAAUGAAAUCUGUAUAAUAUUACUUUUACUAGAAUGCAAGGAACUACAGUAUGGGCUACAGUACAGCAGUGUUGAAUCGAUGAGUUUUUGGGGGGAUUUAGAAGUUUUGGCCCUUGGUUGCUUGCUCUCGAUUCAGGUGCAUAACUGAUAAUAGUUUUAAUUAGAACAAAUAGAUGAAUGUGAUUUGCAUUUGUGAAUGAUUGAUUAAUGCUGUGAUUAAUAACCUGCAUUUUUACACUUUGUCCAUUUUUCCUGUAAGGCCUAUUUUACCAGGAGUGUCUUUAUCACCCAGCAAGCACCGCUGUGUGACAUACAUUCAUAAAAAGGUUUUCGGAUAUAUGACGUGUAAUGUGAUGUUGAGCCAUUUUGUCAGGAGACACGUGACUCAAGUCAGAAUAAAACAAAAUUAGCAUUCCUAA
This is a messenger RNA of Hemibagrus wyckioides, 2574 nucleotides long. It is a transcript of the gene ada, whose product is annotated as adenosine deaminase. The record is from RefSeq and is a predicted model, not a curated record. NCBI's taxonomy places the organism in Eukaryota, Metazoa, Chordata, Actinopteri, Siluriformes, Bagridae. The coding region runs from base 109 to 1203 and encodes 364 amino acids. The transcript has 11 exons. Gene Ontology annotation, molecular function: adenosine deaminase activity. Gene Ontology annotation, cellular component: cytosol; external side of plasma membrane. Gene Ontology annotation, biological process: inosine biosynthetic process; purine ribonucleoside monophosphate biosynthetic process; negative regulation of adenosine receptor signaling pathway.